UGUAAGUAUAGACCCAACCUGCUCAACCUUUCCCCAGGAAUCAGCCAAGUGAACCUUCUUUGAACUGCUUUCAUUGCAAAUAUGUCCCUGCUUAAGUAAUCCUGGGCCAAGAGCAGAAGGAGAGACAUUGUGAAUUUUUAUCCUGGACUGACAGGGAUGGAUUUUGGAAACUCCUUUUACAGGGGGUUAAAAGGGGAGAGUUUACACACAGCAAACUCAAACCAAGUGAAAUGUUUGUCUUUCUGAAUUUGUAAUCUCAACUGACACUUAUGACUUUUGUAAUCUCCUUUUAUGGGGAGUUAGAAGAUAUGAAGAUUGUGAGAUUUUUCUCUUACUCCAGUGCUUCUGAUAUCUUUUCAGCUUCAGGCAUCAACAGGUUCAGAAGGUAUUCGAAGUGGAGGAUCUGCAUUUGGGAAACUCAGCUCAAACAUCACAUCAGGAUCUGACAGAGUCGCCCAAUUUAUUGUAACCUGAAUAUCAUCAGAUUCUGAACAUGGAAGGAAAAAGCACCGUUCACAGUGGGGACAAACCGUACACGUGCUCUGUGUGUGGACGAGGCUUCAGCCAAUCAUCUGGGCUCACAAACCAUAAAUGCAGUCACACUGGACAGACACCUUGGAAAUGUGGGGACUGUGGGAAGGAAUUCAAUAAUCUGUCAAAGCUGAAAACUCAUCGACACAGUCAGACCGGGGAGAGACCGUUCACCUGCUCGGUGUGUGGGAAGGGAUUCACUCAGUCAUCAAUUCUGCUGAGACACCAUCGAGCUCACACUGGGGAGAGGCCAUUCGCCUGCUCUGAAUGUGGAAAGGGAUUCACUCAGUUAUCCAUCCUGGUGACACACCGGCGGGUUCACACUGAGGAGAGACCUUUUAAAUGUCCAGACUGCGGGAAGUGCUUUAAAAGUUCCUGGGAACUGAUUUCCCAUCGAAGUGUUCACACUGAGGAGAGACCUUUUAAAUGUCCAGACUGUGGAAAGUGCUUUAAAAGUUCCAGGGAACUGAUGUCCCAUCAACGUGUUCACACUGAGGACAGACCUUUUAAAUGCCCAGACUGCAGGAAGUGCUAUAAAAGCUCUGGGGAAUUGAUGCGACAUCAACGUGUUCACACUCAGGAGAGACCGUUCAGGUGCUCUCACUGUGGGAAUGGGUUCAGGCAAUCCUCUCAACUCAUUGUACACCAGCGAAUUCACACUGGGGAGAGGCCGUUCACCUGCACUGUGUGUGCUAAGGGAUUCACUCAGACGUCCCACCUGCUGACCCACCAACGAGUUCACACCGGGGAGAGGCCGUUCACCUGCACUGAGUGUGGGAAGAAAUUCACUCGUACAUCCCACCUGCUGACACACCAGCGAGUUCACACUGGGAAGAGGCCGUUCACCUGUUCUGUUUGUGGGAAGGGAUUCACUGUGUCAUCCACCCUACUGAAACACCAGCGAGUUCACAUGUGAGUUCUGGAAAAUGUUCCUUGGAAACUAGAAUUUUUUGUUCUGAAUUUCUAUCCUGGAGGGACAGAGAUGACUUUUGUAAACUGCUUUUACAGAAUGUUUGAAGGAAGGAUUUGCAGAUGUGAAAUUCAAACCAAAUGUCAUAUCACAGUCUGGCUGACUCACUCGAUUCAUCAGGACCUGAAUACCAUCGGCCUUUGAAUAUGGAAGGAGAAAUGUUUGCUGUUCUGUCUCUGGGAAAAGAUUUCAAACAUCAGUGUGACAGGAAUAGCACCGAGACACACCCACGUUCUUGGGGUUGGAUUCUGCUGUUAAUCACACCCAGAGUGUUCCAGUGAACUGACUGUGGAAAGACCAGUUACACAGCCUGAAAAAGCAUCACACCAUGGAGAGAACUGUGGAAAUGUGGGGACUGUGGUAAAGGAUUUAGUUAUCCAUCCCUGCUGGAAAACCAUUGGCACAGUCACAUUGGGGAGAGGCCGUUCACUUGUUCUGUGUGUGGGAAGGAAUUCUCUAAUUCAUCCAACCUUCUAAAACACCAGCAAGUUCAUACUGAGGAGAAGCCAUUCAGCUGCACUUCAUGUGGGAAGAAUUUCAGGCUGUCAUCUGCCCUCACUGCUCACCAACGCACACACACUGGGGAGAGACCACUCAUCUGCUCUGUGUAUGGAAAGGGAUUCACUCAGUCCAUAAGACCA
Messenger RNA from Carcharodon carcharias (great white shark), 2142 nucleotides. RefSeq names its product zinc finger protein 774-like. Gene Ontology annotation, biological process: regulation of transcription by RNA polymerase II. The record is from RefSeq and is a predicted model, not a curated record. NCBI's taxonomy places the organism in Eukaryota, Metazoa, Chordata, Chondrichthyes, Lamniformes, Lamnidae. The coding region runs from base 494 to 1447 and encodes 317 amino acids. Gene Ontology annotation, molecular function: RNA polymerase II cis-regulatory region sequence-specific DNA binding; DNA-binding transcription factor activity, RNA polymerase II-specific. The transcript has 2 exons.